Fraxinus pennsylvanica is the source of this 519-nucleotide messenger RNA. NCBI's taxonomy places the organism in Eukaryota, Viridiplantae, Streptophyta, Magnoliopsida, Lamiales, Oleaceae. The record is from the annotation of a GenBank genome assembly.
AUGUUGCAAAAAGUCAUCUUCUUCAAGCACAAUUGGUGCUCAAGAAAUAGAUAUCAUGCCAAGGUUUCUCUUCACUAUAGAAGAAGGACAAGAGAAGAUUUGGAAUCUGAAAAUGGAAUAUCCAGUUUUGACAUCAAUAGGAAAAAAACAAGAAGUAAAAGUUUGAGUGAUUUACUUCACAAUAUUGCUGAUACUCCAUUAUUGACUCCUGCUGCUUCACCCCCAUAUUUUACUCCUCCUGUAACUCCAUCAUCAUCAUCAUCAUCAUCAUCAUCAUCAUCAUCAUCAUCAGAUUAUAUUCAAAAGGGCUGUUGUAAUCCACUACAUGAAUCAGAAAGUGAUGCAGUAUUCAAUAUAUUGAGGUCUUGCCUACCCCCAAAAUUGAAGUUCUUGAGUGAUGCAGUAGAUAAUCUUUAUAGGAGAAAAUUCAUGGAAGGAGAAGUGGGACUUAGUCAAUAUCACAAUUCCAUAGAAAAGUAUCAUCCAUCAAGCACUUCUUCAGGGGAUGCUUGUCCUUAA